UUAUAUAAGAGCGGAGGAGGGACACAGCCUCAUUGUGCGCACCUGUCGGCUUGCUCAUAGUUUGAAGCAAAUUUCAUUCUCUGUGGUAUCAUUUCUGAUUACAGUUUUCUCUCCAUCAUGAAGUGGACGAUCAUAAGAUUCUGCAUGUUGGCUCUGCUGGCCUCCCAGGCUCAGAGUAACGUGACAACGACUGUGACAAUCGACUUGGCAACAGCUCAUAAUACUUCAGUUGCAUGGACAAAUUCAACAACUGUCAAGAUUUCAACUACAACUCAACCACCUGUUCCAACAACCAAUCUUACUUUACCCACAAUAACGAGCAAGAAUACUCCAGGUUCAACUCAAGCCAAUGGGACGACUUUGCAGCAAAAUGUGACAACUGCAUCAGGUCAGCCAAACACAACGUCUCCAUCUCCAAAGUCCACCAUGAGUCAAACACCUGGUUUUUCAAGCAGAAAUACAGAUUCGACCACAUUCACAAAUUCCUCAACUACAGUGAAUGCCACUAUGACAACAGUAGGACAGACCACAAUUGGGACAACUAAGUCAUCCAGCGACUCACUGACAGUUACCAUCAUCAACUAUAUUCUGCCCGUCCUGCUGUACAAGAUGUUGAAUUGAGCAUUAUUUGAUUCAGUCCUGGAUUAAAUCUAAUUUGGAAUGUUUUGUAAAGUACUGUAGAAUAAUAGAAUAUAAGUAAUAUAUAAAAGUACAGACUAUAUGUAUCUAGUGAGCAUGUAACUGACUAUUACAUUUACAGUAGCAUAAGCCAAAACUGAACAUCAGAUAAUAAUAUUAUUGAUUGAAUGUUUGUUAUGAUUGCACACACCUGCUUGAUGCAUCACAAAUGAGGACUUCCUCAAAAAGCACGUAAGAUUUCAAAUGAAAAAUGCAUAAUUUAAAAUAAUGUCUGAAAUAAAGAAGAAGAAAAAAUGAUC
This is a messenger RNA of Carassius auratus (goldfish), 938 nucleotides long. RefSeq lists its product as uncharacterized. The transcript is spliced from 2 exons. NCBI's taxonomy places the organism in Eukaryota, Metazoa, Chordata, Actinopteri, Cypriniformes, Cyprinidae. Bases 118 to 621 code for a protein of 167 amino acids. The record is from RefSeq and is a predicted model, not a curated record.